Molecule: messenger RNA, 918 nt
Organism: Haplochromis burtoni (Burton's mouthbrooder)
Lineage: Eukaryota; Metazoa; Chordata; Actinopteri; Cichliformes; Cichlidae
Product: putative high affinity immunoglobulin gamma Fc receptor IC
Exons: 3
Biological process (GO): cell surface receptor signaling pathway
Molecular function (GO): transmembrane signaling receptor activity
Source: RefSeq, a predicted model, not a curated record
CCAGUUCCCAUUAAGCCCACUGUGACUGUGGAGCCAUUCUGGCCUCAGCUAUACAGCGGUGAGACAGUCACUGUCAGAUGUGAGAUUCAUGGAGGUGAAGGAGCUCAGUGGACGUAUGAAUGGAGACCAGACAAGUUAAACACACCUCCAACAUCCAGAGAAUACACAAUCAGCGGUGCUACUGAGUCUGAUGGUGGAAGAUACAGCUGCCGGGGCAAAAGAGACUUGUCCUGGACGGAGUGGAGUGACAACAUCACAUUGACUGUAUUAUCUCCUUCUAAGCCCACUGUGACCCUGCAGUCAUCCUGGACUCAGAUAUACAGCGGUGAUACAGUCACUGUCAGAUGUGAGAUUCAGGGAGGUGAAGGAGCUCAGUGGACGUAUGAAUGGAGACAAGGCCAGAAAAACAUACCUCCAACAUCCAGAGAAUACACAAUCAGCAGUGCUACUGAGUCUGAUGGUGGAGGAUACAGCUGCCGGGGCAGAACAGACAGGUUCAUCACAGAGUGGAGUGACAUCAUCACACUGACUGUAUCAUCUCCUCCUAAGCCCACUGUGACCCUGCAGCCAUCCUGGACUCAGAUACACAGCGGUGAGACAGUCACUGUCAGAUGUGACAUUCAGGGAGGUGAAGGAGCUCAGUGGACGUAUGAAUGGAGACCAGACAAGUUAAACACACCUCCAACAUCCAGUGAAUACAGAAUCAGCAGAGCUACUAAGUCUGACAGUGGAGGAUACAGCUGCCGGGGCAAAAGACGUUCCUCCUGGACAGAGUGGAGUGAUAUCACCAAAUUAACUGUAUCAUGUAAGUUGGACAUAUUUCACCUUUUUUUAUUUAUAUUGCACAAAGUCUCAUCAAAAACACAACAAAGUACUUUGUCUUUCAAUCUUUUUAUUUUAGUAUCAAAAGUAGCGUAA